Rotaria sp. Silwood2 is the source of this 347-nucleotide messenger RNA. Lineage: Eukaryota; Metazoa; Rotifera; Eurotatoria; Philodinida; Philodinidae. The record is from the annotation of a GenBank genome assembly.
AUGAAAUUAGAGCUUCAAAAUCAAUGUAGUCGACGUGAUUCACAGCUGAUGAAAUGGAUUGAAAAACAAGACAAUAUAAAUCAAAAUAUACUUGAAUUAACAAGAAAACAAACUGAUUCAGCUGAAAAACAAAAUCUUAUAUACGAAAAAAUAGUUGAUUCAAUUCAAAAACAAAAUCAUAUGAACGAAAACAUAAUUGAUUUAAGUCAAAAACAAAAUAAUUCAACUGAAGAUGUGAAAAAAUUGAUUGAAUCAUUUGGUAUUAUUGCUCAAAAGUUAGUCGACAAAAAAGCUUAAACAAUUUUUACAAUAACACGUUUUGAUUUUUUUGGCAGAUUGUAAAAGUG